Molecule: messenger RNA, 1757 nt
Organism: Piliocolobus tephrosceles (Ugandan red Colobus)
Lineage: Eukaryota; Metazoa; Chordata; Mammalia; Primates; Cercopithecidae
Gene: TEX9
Product: testis expressed 9
Exons: 13
Coding region: 464-1414 (316 amino acids)
Source: RefSeq, a predicted model, not a curated record
UCGGUAACCGCGUCACAGUCCCCAAAGAUGGCGGGGCGAAGUCUGGGUCUUACGAGAAGCAGCGUUCCAGGGACUCUGCUCCCGCCACCCGUUCAGCAACCCUCUACACCUGGACCCGACCUCCUCGCCUUGGAGGAAGAAUAUAAGUAAGAAAUUCAGCGGUUGAGCUUUUCCUUCUUUCUUUUAUCUAAAUGAGGCUUUUUUUUUCCUGGAGACUGGCUGGAUCUUCGGGACCACUCACUCUGCAGCAUUCCCUUCUCGUCAUCUGGUUCACCUGCCGUUGAUCCUUUUAUCUCUGAUCUGAGUAGUUCGCCUGCGUAUUAGAAGAUAUUUGAAGUGGGCGAAAAUUUAGCCCAAGCGUCUAAAUGCAGAAUUACAGGCAAAAACAGCUGAUGUGGUUCGACAAGCUAAGGAAAUAAUAAGAGAUCGGCAAGAAGUACGAUCUAGGCCUGUUUCAAAACAAAUGAAAUCAUGUGAUGAUGAAGAUGAUUACAGUUUAAGAGGUCUAUUACCAUCUGAAGGGAUAGUUCAUCUUCAUUCAGAAACUAAGCCAAAGACCAAAAACAUUGAUCCUGUAAACAAGGUUCAAAACAAAUUACACUCUGCAAAUAAAGGAAGGAAAACAAAUUCAAGUGUUAAAUUGAAAUACUCUGAUGUCCAAACUGCCGACGAUGUUGCCAUUCCAGAGGACUUCUCAGACUUUUCCCUUGCAAAAACAAUUAGCAAAAUUGAAGGGCAACUGGAGGAAGAAGGCUUACCUGAAUAUACAGAUGAUAUUUUUUCUGGUGUUAGUAAUGACAUUGGAACAGAAGCACAGAUCAGAUUUCUAAAGGCCAAACUCCGUGUUAUGCAGGAGGAAUUGGAUAAUGUUGUGUGUGAAUGCAAUAAAAAGGAGGAUGAAAUUCAGAAUUUAAUGUCUCAAGUAAAAAAAUUUGAAGAAGAUUUUAUGAGACAGCAGCGAACAAUUAAUAUGCAGCAGUCUCAAGCAGAAAAAUAUAAGACUCUUUUUGAAGAGGCAAACAAAAAGUGUGAUGGAUUACAGCAGCAGUUGUCUUCAGUAGAAAGGGAAUUAGAAAAUAAAAGAAGACUGCAAAAACAGGCUGCAAGUAGUCAAAGUGCCACAGAGGUUCGCUUGAAUAGAGCUCUAGAAGAAGCAGAAAAGUAUAAACUGGAGUUAAGUAAAUUAAGGCAAAAUAACAAGGACAUAGCAAAUGAAGAACACAAAAAAAUUGAAGUGUUAAAAUCAGAAAACAAGAAGCUAGAAAAACAAAAAGGAGAAUUAAUGAUAGGGUUCAAGAAACAGUUAAAAUUAAUUGAUGUUUUAAAAAGGCAAAAGAUGCAUAUUGAAGCUGCCAAGAUGCUGUCUUUCACUGAGGAGGAAUUUAUGAAAGCACUUGAAUGGGGAAAUUCAUAAGUGAUCUACUUCAGUUAGUCUCUAUGACAAUAAGAAAACUAAGGCUCAGAGAAAAAGCCAAAACUAGUACUUACAUGACACCUCGUCAAGUCCUAGCAGUAUUUGACUUUGAUUUUGUGGAUCAAUUUUUAUUUGGAAAAUAGCAACAAUUCUCUUAGGAGUCAGAUUAAAACGUCUACAACUACUUUGAAUAACCUCAACUAUCAGGCAAACCACUGGACAAACAGGAUAUUGUUUGUGCUACUUUCUUUUUCAAAGGAUAGAACUAUAUGUCUUAGCAAAUGAAGUCUCUCCACCUUCUCUUAUCACCUGCCACACCUAAAGGUAUUGCUGUUAACAGCAU